This is a messenger RNA of Clonostachys byssicola, 696 nucleotides long. Lineage: Eukaryota; Fungi; Ascomycota; Sordariomycetes; Hypocreales; Bionectriaceae. The record is from the annotation of a GenBank genome assembly.
AUGUGGAUGCAGCUGCCAGCUCAAAACCCAUCACUGCUCUCAUUCCCAACACAAGCUGAGACUCGCUGCAAGGCCGACGCGCUCACUUCUAUCGAGCAAAUCGCCGCCAAUCUCAAAGCCUCCAAGGUAUUGGUGGCCAUAGAUCAGUCUUCUGUCGAGGCUAAGCGGCGAGAGGCCUUUGACGCCAAGAUUGCAGGCAUCGAGAGAGCAUCUGGGCCUCAAAGUGAUGGCCGCUUCGGCACAGGCUUCCUAAGCAAGGCACAUAAGGCCGUGACCAAUACCGGGUUUAUCCACAACAACACACGGCCCACCAAGCCACUGUCUUUCAUCAACUGCGGGGGUGGUCGCCUUGGCUGGCUGGGUAUCAAGCUGGCAAGUGAUGCUGAAGCUGGUGGCGAGGGCAAGGGCAGGUUUGUGAUCUCACAGCGGUACAAGAUUCCCGUGUUGGCUAUUGUCCUCAACAAUGAAUUCCCCAACGGCCUUGCCGCAAAGGCGACCAGCGAGGAGAUUAACAUUUCGUUCGAGCCUGUUCCAGACUAUGCAGGCAUCGCCAAGGCCGCCGGAGGGGGGCCAAUCCAUGCAAUGAAGGUGGAGAAGGCUGCGGAGCUCGAGGUGGUACUCGAGGAGGCAGUGGCCACGGUGCAGGCGGGCACGACGAUGGUGUUGGAUUGCAAGAUUGUUUGUGAGCCGGUUUAG